Molecule: messenger RNA, 1360 nt
Organism: Lycium barbarum (goji berry)
Lineage: Eukaryota; Viridiplantae; Streptophyta; Magnoliopsida; Solanales; Solanaceae
Product: protein MIZU-KUSSEI 1-like
Exons: 2
Coding region: 18-719 (233 amino acids)
Biological process (GO): hydrotropism
Source: RefSeq, a predicted model, not a curated record
UUCUGAUCAUAACCAAAAUGAUCAGUUCAUACCCUAGAACCACCGGCACCGUCUCCAUCACCACCGUAGACUGCCAGAAACAAGUCCGGUCGUGGAGGCUCCUCCGCUCUCUCGUGGAGCUACUCAUCCCUACGUGCAACUGCACAUUCGUAGAAAAUGAUGAAGAAAACUACAAUAUUAAUCCCUCCAACUAUAACUACCAUCGUCGCCAACCAUCAUCAUCAUCAUCAUCAUUAUCAUCUUGCUCCGUUAUGACGGGGACAAUCUUCGGCUAUCGCCGGGGAAAAGUUAGUUUUUGUAUUCAAACAAGCCCCAAAUCAGCUACCCCGGCCCUCCUCCUUGAACUUGCUGUGUCCACCUCCACUCUCGCUAGGGAAAUGCAUGAAGGGAGUGUGAGAAUUGCUUUGGAGAGUGGCAGUAAUGGUGGAGUUCAAUCACCUUUGAGGAUGUAUUGUAAUGGAAAAAAAGUAGGAUUUGCUGUGAAAAGAAAACCUACAAAAGCUGAUUUACAAGUAUUGCGACAAAUUGAAUCAGUUAAUGUUGGAGCAGGAAUUAUUCAUAGGAAAGAAAUAAAACGUGAUGAUGAUAUUAUGUAUCUUAGAGGAAAAUUUGAGAGGGUCCAUGGAUCUUAUGAUGACUCUGAAUCAUUUCAUUUGAUUGAUCCUGAAGGAAGCAUGGGUCAAGAAUUAAGCAUUUUCUUUCUACCCUCUCGCUCCUGACGUGUUUGGGAUUGAGACAGUUGACAGUUCUCGAUGAUUACAUAUAUGUAUAAGGAGAGGGCGAUCACUUUCAUUCAAGCACUAAAAUUGAGACGUCUCAGAUUCGAGCUCUACCUUUUAGUCGGACCAAUAAAUUUCAGAUAUCAGAUGGUUAAACAAGAAAAAAAAGUAUGAGUAUUUAAAAGUUUUUCAUGCUUGGGAUAUUGAGCUAUGCAGGUGUUACUAGUCAUUUGUAUUUUUUCUUUUUUGGAUUUUAUGUCAUUUUUAUGAAUUUCUCUUGAGUAGCCAUGCAAAUCCCUAAUUUUUUUAGUUAUGCAUAAUUGCAUGACUUUUUUUUCCCUGUGGGGAUGUUUGUAUUGGGUGUUUGUCAGCAACAUGAGAUGAAAUUUGUAAGAAAAAAUAAAUAAAAGGGAGGACUUCUUUAUUUUUUUAUUUUUUAUUCUCGUUGCUUAAUUUCAUUGUAAUUAAUUAAUUUAUUGUCUGAUUAUUUGGUUCUCCAGAUAAAUUUGCAUUUUCUAUGCACUGUACACAAACUUCCCAGAAUUUAAAAUAAUUGUGUUUUAUUUUUGUUUGCAUGUUAUUAAUUUACUAACGGAAAUUUCCAAGCUUAGUCAAGCAAAUUACCAACGGAAUUAUAUGUC